UAUAUAGAGAGAGAGAGAGGGAGAGAGAGAGAGAGAGAGAGAGGGGGCCAAGCUGUCCAAGAAUCCGACUGGGAAGAGGCUGUUUGAGGUGAUGGUGGAGAAAAAGAGCAACCUAUGUUUGGCUGCCGAUGUCGGAACUGCGGCUGAGUUGGUCGACAUUGCCAAAAAGGUUGGGCCUGAGAUUUGCCUGUUGAAAACCCAUGUCGAUAUAUUGCCUGAUUUCACCCCAGAUUUUGGUUCUAAGCUGCGAUCGAUUGCAGACGGAUAUAAUUUCUUAAUCUUUGAAGAUCGUAAGUUUGCGGGCAUUGGAAACACAGUAACAAUGCAGUAUGAAGGCAGUAUCUUUCAUAUAUUGGAUUGGGCUGAUAUAAUUAAUGCUCACAUAAUCUCUGGUCCUGAGAUAGUUGACGGACUGAAAUUGAAGGGUUUGCCUCGUGGUAGGGGCCUGUUGCUGCUCGCUGAAAUGAGCUCAGCUGGUAACCUUGCUGAAGGGGACUACACAGCUGCAGCAGUGAAAAUUGCUGAGGAUCAUUCCGACUUCGUCAUUGGUUUCAUUUCAGUAAAUCCAGCUUUUAUCCAUGCAACUCCAGGAGUUCAAAUGGUGAAGGGUGGCGAUGCUCUUGGUCAACAAUAUAACACUCCACAUUCUGUCAUCUAUGAUAGAGGUAGUGAUAUUAUAAUCGUCGGCCGUGGAAUUAUAAAGGCUGCAGACCCUGCAGAGGCAGCUCGAGAAUACCGUGUUCAAGGAUGGGAUGCCUACUUGUCGAAAUGCAGUUAAGUUAAAAGUGGCAAUUGGGGUCUCUUUCUUUCGGUUGAAUUUGUUAAAUGAUAUGACUAAAGAAGAGUCAAAUUUUCAUCCGGAAGGAUUUUUGGUAUUUUUUAUCCAUAAAACGUGAACUUCAGCAUCAAUGGAUUGUGGAAAUCUUCAGCUUGAUAUUAUGAGUGCCACUGCUCUAUAUACAUAGGCGUUUUGUGGUUGGAAACCAGGAAACAUGAAUGCAAUAUUCUUGUUACUUGUUGAAAAAGCCUUUUCCUUGGUUU
This is a messenger RNA of Ziziphus jujuba (common jujube), 1041 nucleotides long. RefSeq names its product uridine 5'-monophosphate synthase-like. Gene Ontology annotation, cellular component: cytosol. The record is from RefSeq and is a predicted model, not a curated record. The transcript is spliced from 6 exons. Lineage: Eukaryota; Viridiplantae; Streptophyta; Magnoliopsida; Rosales; Rhamnaceae. Gene Ontology annotation, molecular function: orotidine-5'-phosphate decarboxylase activity. Gene Ontology annotation, biological process: 'de novo' UMP biosynthetic process; 'de novo' pyrimidine nucleobase biosynthetic process. The coding region runs from base 92 to 778 and encodes 228 amino acids.